Messenger RNA from Prorocentrum cordatum, 1225 nucleotides. The record is from the annotation of a GenBank genome assembly. Lineage: Eukaryota; Dinophyceae; Prorocentrales; Prorocentraceae.
AGGGAACCCGAAAACAUAGAGAAGUAUCAUGCAGUUUUCUCCGUGAUGGGCGGAGGCGAGAAAGGACAGAAAAGCAUGUAGUACAACGCCUACCACCAGAACCAGCAACAACAGCAGAAAGGAAAGGGAGGACGUGGAAAAGGAACCGGAAAUGCCACGAAUCAGAGCUGGAUCAUGCGUGCACUCCGGUCUGCGCAAGCUGAGAAUGCGGAGUACCGAAGGCAGCAAGAAGUCGAAGAUCAGCAGGCGGUAUUGCAGAACUGCGUCAGCGAGGGCGUGAUGCAGGCCUUCGGCAUGCCACCUCCAACCCUGGCGCCCACCCCGGCGCCGGUCCAGCAAGCACCGACGAUGAUGCCCGGCGCCGGAUCUUACAGUUCAGGUGCAGCAAGUAUGCUUCCGUUCAUGUCCGGCUUCAUGCAGAUGACACAAGGAGGUAAUGCGCAACACCGCGGUGCCGGAGCUCCAGGGCAGCAGCCAGCACAUGAUGGGCGCAAGCACGAUAAGCGCCGGCAUCGGUCACGCUCGAGAUCGAAAAAGAACAAGAAGAAAAGCAGGAAGCGACGCAGAUCUACCAGCUCCAGCUCGAGUUCGUCAUCCUCCACUUCAGGUUCAGACUCCAGUCCGGAUCGAAAACAGGCGCGCUGCCCAGAAGCCAUGGGACUGAUGUUCGAGCAGUGGCGGAAUUUCAUGAUGCAACGGGCCAGCGGCGCACCCGAGCGUGAAGAAGAGGGCUCGGAGAAGAAAGAUAAGAAGAAAGAAGAUAAGAAGGAUAAGAAGAAGGACAAGAAGGAUAAGGAGAAGGACAAGAAGGAUAAGGAGAAGGACAAGAAGGAUAAGGAGAAGGACAAGAAAGAAAAGAAAGAUAAGAAAGGCAGCAGGCAGGAGCCCGCCCCCGCAGCAGCGGCCCCGAAGGGCCGCAUGCUGGUCGCCCCGGAUCUUAGUUCAGCCCCGGGGGAAGCCGAAACCGAAGCGAUGAAGAAAGUUCUGUUGGCUUGCAGUCUUGACAACGACGUGAGCGAGUUCGAGAAUGUCGCAGCGCUCACGGCACACGUGGUCAGCAGCAUGUCCGUGUCUCAACUCGACAAGGUGCUGGAAGCGAACGGCUUCACAGGUAGCAAACCUAACACCAAGGAGAAGAAGGUGAAUGCUUUGAUUGACCAUGCGCGCGGAACGUAAUGAGCACAGCGCGUGCAGUGAGCGUAGACCCAGCGCCGGGAGAUCGGGC